AACCUGAAUCACCAACAUGCGGAGAAACUGCACUUUACUGUGAAACGGACUGUAUGAUGAACUUUUACCGGCUGCUUAUUUUACUGGGAGCAUCAGUGUGUGUGUGCGAUGGCGUGCACGUCACAGUGCGGGAGAAGCAGCGGUUUGCAAUGCUCUUCCAGUCUGUGGUCCUCCCGUGUCAGUACCAAACGGCCUCCACUCAGACCCCGGUGGUGCAGUGGUGGUACAAGUCCUACUGUCGAGACCGCACACGGGAGUCCUUUACCCUGCCUGAGAGUCUUGGCAUCCAGGCCUCCGAGGUGGGCGCCACGGCCCACCUGGAGUGCUCCGACAGUAGCCGUACGGUUCGUGUUGUGGCCUCGGCGCAGGGAGCCUCCAUGACGUUGGCUGAGCACUACAAAGGCAGAGACAUCGCCAUCAUUAACAAAGCGGACCUGCGUAUUGGGGAGCUGCAGUGGGGCGACAGCGGCGUGUACUUCUGUAAAGUCGUCAUUGCAGAUGAUCUGGAGGGGAAGAAUGAGGCCCAGCUGGAGUUACUGGUGCUCGGCAGGACAGGUCAGCAGGACGAUAUCCUACCUGAGUUUGAUGUGGAGAUUAUGCCAGAGUGGGCGUUUGUGGGCUCUGUAGUCCUCGGCAGUGUCCUGUUCCUGUUACUGUUGGGGAUUUGCUGGUGUCAGUGUUGUCCCCACUCCUGCUGCUGCUACGUCCGCUGCUGCUGCUGUCCUGAAACCUGCUGCUGUCCACGACACCUAUACGAAGCGGGGAAGAUGGCGAAGAGUGGACCACCUGCUCCGGUUCCUGUGUAUCCGUACUACAUACCUGGUGUUCCUUCUGUGGUUCCUCUCGCCCCUUCAUCUCAUAUGGAGCCAAAGAUCAACUCGAUCCCCUCAGUGGAGAAUAAUCUGGCUGGAGCGCGCAGUGGUUAUCGACUGAAAGCCAGUCCAGACCAGGACUCAAUGAAAGUCAUGUACUACAUAGAGAAGGAGCUGACUCAGUUUCCCACUGCCAAGAUGGCUGCACUCAAACCCAGCAGCCUGUCAGAGCUGAGCUCUCUUCAUGACGGAGGGAACACAGAUUUCAGACACACCUAUCAGACGGUGCAGAUGAAGGCGCUCCCGCCCAUCGCAGACCUUGACGACCAGUCGGUGCUGAGAGCAGCUCCCCCGAUAAAGAGUCGAAGGCCCAGACGGGACAGAGGCAACCACUCAGACGACGAGCUCGACAGAAGGUGGAACCCGCGCUCAGAGCACCUGCAGAGGAAGACGUUGGGCAGAAGAGGACGCACCGGCUCCUUGGACGAGCUGGAGGAUUUCGCCCGGUCUUACAGCUCCCGUGGUCGUCGGGCUGAGCCUCCAGACCGGUCCUACAUGCGGGAUUACAGCCCUCCGAGGCGUUUUUACAGAGAUGAAGAUGAUGACUGGGACCGCCGAAGUCCCUCGCCUUUACCACAGAAGAGGAGGGACACAUGGGACAGUGACCGCCCCUGUCGACCGCCCCAAAGCAAAGGAUACGACAAUACUUUCCUCAACAGUGUGCUGGACAGCAAGGCGAGGGGGCGGGGAGGGGACAGAGGUGCCUAUAGACCGGACGAGGACAGUGACACUCCCUCUAAAGGCAGCUCCAGAGGAAAGGGCAGCGAUAGUUACUACAGCCGGUCGCCCAGCAACCGUCCAGAAGAGGAGGACCCUUUGCCUCCAUACUCUGAGCUGGAGGCGGACCGGUACCGCAGGGCUGAGGCGACCACUGAGCGGUACCGCACUGCAGAGCCUCCCAGAUCAGAGCGAUACAGGACCACUGAGGCAGCCAUGAGGCCUUUCUGUUACACCCGCCCCCACCAGGGAGCGUCCCAAACACUUCAACAGGGCGGCCGCGAGGAGCGAGACAGGAACCGAAACCUGAGCACCGCACUGAGCAGGGACUCUCUCAUAGUGUGAGAAGGUUGCCCAGCCUCGACCCGCACAGCACUGCCAAUCCGUUCAUUUAAACCGUCCUGUUGCCACGCAGGAGAGGCUAACUGUUCUGCCAUCGGCCUCACGAAGUCUGACUCGUCUCACUGAAAAUAACUGCGCUGAAAAAACACAGCAGUAGUGGAUGGAAAAUGCACAAAGCAGCAUGUGCAGUCUUUAUUUUUUACUUGUGCAUGAAUUAUAUCUGCAUGUAUAGACUACAGAAGUUCUGUAUGUGGCGUGUGCAUCAUUUUUAUUUGAGCUGAGUGACUGGAUUAACUAAAACAAGUGCCAAGAUGUUUUUUUUUUAUUAAUUAUUAUUAUCAUCUGCCAACUUUUGUAUCCGUAGGACGCUGCAGUCUUUUCCCACAGACUUUUCACUCAGUACACACGCAACUCAGGUUCACUUUGUAUUUGUGUGUUUGUCUGUUGUUGAUAUCGUACUGUAUGUAAGUACUGUACCUUGAAUUUGUUCUGCAGAUUUUUAAUUGCACUGCUUAAAUACUUUUUUCAAUAAAGAAAACUUAAGUGUA
Messenger RNA from Plectropomus leopardus (leopard coralgrouper), 2479 nucleotides. RefSeq names its product immunoglobulin-like domain-containing receptor 2. Gene Ontology annotation, cellular component: membrane. The record is from RefSeq and is a predicted model, not a curated record. Gene Ontology annotation, biological process: pancreas development. NCBI's taxonomy places the organism in Eukaryota, Metazoa, Chordata, Actinopteri, Perciformes, Serranidae.